Thecamonas trahens ATCC 50062 is the source of this 1264-nucleotide messenger RNA. RefSeq lists its product as uncharacterized. The record is from RefSeq and is a predicted model, not a curated record. The transcript has 2 exons. The coding region runs from base 23 to 1264 and encodes 413 amino acids. NCBI's taxonomy places the organism in Eukaryota, Apusomonadida, Apusomonadidae.
ACUCACAUACUUGUGUUGCAGCAUGAACACACUCAAGCGCAAGCGUGGAGGAGGGCGUGUCGACCUCGCCGUGUGUGAGGUAGAGUCUCUCAAGCGGUACAAGGCGUACUACCAGGUCGACGUGGCUCGUCUUGCCCAGCGCGCUCGCGGCGCUGUUCUCCUUCCACACAGCGUUGCCUCGGGCGUCACUCCUGCACCGCGCGAGAAAGCAGCGGAGGAGAGCGAGUCUGUUGCUAGAGUCGAGCAAGGCAAGCCCAACGAGGGCCAAGGUCAGAUUGGGCCUGAGACUGGGGCCGAGGCGGGGGCCGAGGCGGGGGCCGAGGCGGGGGCCGAGGUCACUGGGGCCGAGGCGAGGGCCAAGGCGGGGACCGAGGCCACUGGGGCCGAGGUUGGGGCUGCUGGGGCCGAGGGAGGCGCCGCCAAGAAUGAGGUCGGUGCCGAGGUCGGUGUAGAGGUCGGUGCAAAGGCCGUUGCAGAGGCGGAAGCCAAGGCUGGAGCAGGUACACGGCAGCUAGGAUAUGAUAUCAAGCUCGCGGGACUGCCAUCGUCGUACUCGGUCGAGGAGGAGAUGGAGUUUGUGGACAAGCACCUGGGACCGUAUCGUUAUUUGAUGGAAAAGGGCCGGCCGCGGGCUCGGACUGGGACUCACGAGGCUGUUGUGGCCGAGGCCGAGCGCGCCCACCAGCAAAUGAUCGAAGCUGGGCUGUGUGUCGAGCCGAAAUCGCUAGAUGAGCUCAUGGCUAUGGACGUGGCGUCUCGCGGGAGCGCGGCCGAGGCCGAGGACGACCGCGAGGCGCUUGUUGCCGCAGUCAACUACCACCUCCGCCGGGCGCGGAAGCCGAACGAGGUCGACACGCUCCGCCGGUUCUCGCGGCUGGUCAAAAUCCGCUCGCAUCGCGAGUUUGUCCGCCAGACAAUCGAAGCUACCCGGCAAGCCGCCCACCAGGCUGCAGUCGAGGCCAAAGCCAAGGCCGAGGCAGCCAAGGCGGCCGAGGUUGCCGCUGCUGCAAAGGCCAAGGCGGCCGAGGCCGCUGCCGCUGCUGCAAGGGCCAAGGCCGAGGCUGUCGCCGCCGGCGCUACUGUCCCAUCCGGCGCCGGGGUCGAGGCUGUCGCCAGCGCCAAUGAGGCCGCGCCUAUGGACGUGGUGCAGCCAACACCACAGACACAUGUUGUGGCUGCAGCACCGGUCUCCGCAGCACCGGUGGUGGCGGCACCGACGGUCGCAGCGCCGACAGCCACAGCGCCAGCUCCGGCGGUAGAGUAA